Molecule: messenger RNA, 990 nt
Organism: Lingula anatina
Lineage: Eukaryota; Metazoa; Brachiopoda; Lingulata; Lingulida; Lingulidae
Biological process (GO): proteolysis
Molecular function (GO): serine-type endopeptidase activity
Source: RefSeq, a predicted model, not a curated record
AUGAGUUUAUUUAACAAUGUUUUAAGCAACCUCCACGAUUUGCGUGAACUCAUCGAUGCCAUUGAUGAAAUUGAACAGGAUGUCAAGUUAACACUAACCACUGAAUACUGCAAAGUGUACUAUGCACAAUACGAUGGCAAUGGAAGUUAUAAUUGGGGGUUGGAUGCUCUUGAUGGUAAUCAAUACAAUGACGAGUAUGAAAUAUGGGGUGAUGGAGAGGGAAUAGAUGUAUAUGUGGCAGACACAGGCAUCAAUCUAAACCACGAAGAUUUCAUGGGGAGAGUUACUAUUGGCUGGCCGACAUCUACGAGUGUGGAUGACCAAGGUCAUGGUACUCACGUGGCCAGUAUCAUCGGAGGAGUCAAUUCUGGCGUGGCAAAGAGUGCUAACAUCAUUUCCCUGAAGGUUUGUUCAUAUGAGGGGAAUUGUUAUACAUCCAAUGUAUUGCAGGGUUCUCUGUGGGUAAAGAAAACGGUGCAAAACAAUGGGCGACUCUCCGUUAUUAACUUCAGUCUUGGUGGGCCGUUCAUCAGGUCUAUGAACGACGCAGUCGAUGAUCUACUCGCAGCUGGAAUACCCGCAAUUGUUGCAGCUGGUAAUUCCAAUGCAGACGGUUGUACUGAUUCUCCAGCUAGCACGCCAAAUGCCCUCACUGUCGGAGCUUUUAAUGUCCACUUUGAAAAGACUAAUUUCAGUCAUCAUGGUUCUUGCUUAGAUCUUUUCGCCCCGGGUGAGAGUAUCGAAGCUGCUGACUUUUCUGGAAACGAUAAAUAUACUAUAAUGAGUGGCACCUCCAUGGCAGCUUCGUUUGUGACCGGCGCCGUAGCUGCCUUGUUGCAGGUCCUCAGAGAUAACGGUACUAUCACCUCACCCUCUGCCCAGGUCGUCAACUACACCAAUGAGUACAUCAUACAGUACGCAUUACGUGGAAUACUUGCGGGUGUCGGUAAACCCAAUUUGGCUUUGUCUACUCCAUGCUUGUACAUUUGA